GAUAUGAGGAGGAGGGCCCAGAGGACACCGUGGACACUGAGGACCCAGAGGGCAUCAUGGACACAGAAAACUCUGAUGAAUCCGAGGACACCAAGGACCCAGAGGACACCAAGGACAACAAGGACUCCAAGGACUCCAAGGACACCGAGGACACAGAGGACCCAGAGGACCCAGAGGACACCAAGGACACCGAGGACCCAGAGGACACCAAGGACAACGAGGACACCAAGGACACCGAGGACACCGAGGACCCAGAGGACCAUGAGGACCCAGAGGACACCAAGGACACCGAGGACCCAGAGGACCGAGAGGGCCCAGAGGACACCGUGGACACUGAGGACCCAGAGGGCAUCAUGGACACAGAAAACUCUGAUGAAUCCGAGGACCCUGAGGACCCAGAGGACACAGAGGAAACCAAGGACACCAAGGACCCAGAGGACAACAAGGACAACGAGGACACCCAGGACACCCAGGACAACCAGGACCCAGAGGACCCUGAGGACACUGAGGAGCCAGAGGACAACAAGGACAACGAGGACACCCAGGACACCCAGGACAACCAGGACCCAGAGGACCCUGAGGACACUGAGGAGCCAGAGGACAACGAGGACACCGAGGACCCAGAGGACACCGAGGACACCAAGGACACCGAGGACCCUGAGGACACUAAGGAGCCAGAAGGCCCCCAGGACUAUAAAGACUCAGAGGAACCCGAAAAUACAGAAGAACCACAAGAACCCCAGGACCCAGAGGACAGCCUGAGAGUCCCCACCCCCA
Molecule: messenger RNA, 777 nt
Organism: Seriola dumerili (greater amberjack)
Lineage: Eukaryota; Metazoa; Chordata; Actinopteri; Carangiformes; Carangidae
Product: acidic repeat-containing protein-like
Exons: 1
Source: RefSeq, a predicted model, not a curated record